GACUCCUGGGUGCCAGCCUCCAUACCUGUGGCAUGAGGAUGCUGGGGCUGCCCCUUCUGUGCCUGCUGGCUCUCAGCCCCCCACAGCCGGGGGCCGCCAGCGCAGUUGGCCCGGCCUCGGUGCCCGAUGCCAUGGCUGGUUCGGUUUCGGGGCCGUGCCCGCGGCGCUGUCGGUGCCAGACCUCCUCGCCUCCGCGGAGCGUGCUGUGCCCGGGCGCGGGCUUGCUCUUCGUGCCUCCCGGGCUGGACCGCAGGGCCUCGGAGCUGCGACUCCCGGACAACUUCAUCGCCUCGGUGAGGCGCCGCGACCUGGCCAACAUGACGGGCCUGCUGCAUCUCAGUCUGAGCCGCAACACGCUGGCGCACAUCGCCCCCGGGGCCUUCGCUGACCUGCGGGCCCUCCGGGCCCUGCAUCUGGACGGCAACCGGCUGUCCUCUUUGGGCGCGGCCCAGCUGCGGGGGCUGGUCAGCCUGCGCCACCUCAUCCUGGCCAACAACCAGCUGGGCGUCCUGGCGGCGGGAGCCCUGGCCGACUGCGCCGAGACUCUGGAGGACCUGGACCUCAGCUACAACAACCUGGAGGCCCUGCCCUGGGACGCCGUGGCCCGGCUGGCCAACGUGAACACUCUGGGCCUGGACCACAACCUGCUGGCGGCCGUGCCCGCCGGGGCCUUUGCUGGGCUGCACAAGCUGGCCAGGCUGGACAUGACGGCGAACCGGCUCACCACCAUCCCCCCAGACCCUCUUUUUUCCCGCCUUCCGGUGCUGUCCCGGCCCAGGCCCGGCGCACCGGCCUCCGCCCUGGUACUGGCCUUUGGGGGGAACCCGCUUCACUGCAACUGUGAGCUGGUGUGGCUGAGGAGGCUGGCCCGGGAGGAUGACCUGGAGGCCUGUGCCUCCCCGCCGGCCCUGGGAGGCCGCUCCUUCUGGGCCGUGCGGGAGGACGAGUUUGUGUGCGAGCCUCCGGUGGUCACCCACCGAUCGCCCCCCGUGGCCGUGGCCGAGGGCCGCACGGCCUCCCUGCGCUGCCGGGCCGCCGGAGACCCUGAGCCCCGGGUCCGCUGGGUGUCCCCCCGAGGCCGGCUUCUGGGGAACUCCAGUCGCACUCGGGCCUUUCCCAACGGAACGCUGGAGCUGCUGGCAGCCACGCCUGGCGACGGCGGCGUCUUCACCUGCAUCGCGGCCAAUGCCGCCGGGGAAGCCACCGCCUCCGUGGAGCUCACCGUGGGGCCGCCCCCGCCCCAGCUGGCCAACAGCACCAGCUGCGAGCCCCGCGGGGAAGGAGAGGAUGGCGAGGGGGGCGCCCCGCUCACCCCCUCCUCCUCCUCCUCUGCCUCCUCCUCCCUGGCCCCCCUGGAGCCCCGGGCCCCCGAACACGACGGCGACGGUGACGGGGGCAGCGUCCAGGUGGCCGAGCGCAGUGCCACGGCUGCCCUCAUCCGCUGGCCCGACCACGGGCCUGUCCCCGGCCUCCGCAUGUACCAGAUCCAGUACAACAGCUCUGCCGACGACAUCCUCGUCUACAGGAUGGUCCCGGCCGGGAGCCGCUCCUUCCACCUGACAGACUUGGUGUCCGGGCGUACCUACGACCUCUGUGUGCUGGCAGUAUCCGAGGAUGGGGCCACCGGGCUGACGGCCACGCGGGCCGUGGGCUGUGCCCGCUUUUCUACGGAGCCUGAGCUGCGGCCGUGCCGUUCGCCCCAUUCGGCGGCUCCCGUCCUGGGGGGCACCAUGAUCAUCGCUCUGGGGGGCGUCAUCGUCGCCUCCGUACUGGGCUUCAUUUUCCUACUGCUGCUCCGAUACAAGGUGCAUGGUGACCAGCCACCGGGCAAGCCUGCGGCGCGGGGAGGAGUGAGCAGCGUCUGCUCCCAGACCAAUGGCGGGGCCCCGGCCCCUGGGCCCGAGAGCUCAGCCUCAGACUCGGACCCUACGCCUCCGACGCCAGUCAAGGGCCACACCUUGGUACAGCUGGACUUUGAGCCCUCAAGGGGGCCUCGGGGCCGCCUCGCUCAUGAACGUGGAGGGCAAUGAUCCUGAGGGAGGCCCCUCAGACAUCCCUAGCCCCAGACUGCUCCCUAGAACAUCUCCCACCUCAGCCUGGCACUCUCUUGGCCCCUUGGAUGCUCUGAGACCUGGCCUUGGUCCAGGGAUGUUCCUCGGCCUAGGCUGGCCUGGCCUUCCAGGCACCCCUCGCCCUGGCUCCAGGGAAGGACACGGACAGAGUAGGUCCCAGGGGCUGUGGCUGGGCCAAGAAUGGGCAUGGGGGGAGUCCAUGCUUGGAUGCUGGCCCACCUCGCAGCUCCUGCCCAACCUCCUAUUUUUAACUAUCCCGCAGGGGACUUGGCGGGAAAGUGGGAACACUAUGGAGAUUAUGUCAAGAGAAACCUAUUUUUCUAAGCUCUGGCCUCACUCAUUCCCUUACCUGUCUGUCUGUCCAUUCAUUCAGUCAUUCAGCUGCCCGGGGUGGGGCCUUUGUAGGGGAGAAAAUAAAAGGGGUGAUC
This is a messenger RNA of Gracilinanus agilis (Agile Gracile Mouse Opossum), 2500 nucleotides long. It is a transcript of the gene LRFN3, whose product is annotated as leucine rich repeat and fibronectin type III domain containing 3. Lineage: Eukaryota; Metazoa; Chordata; Mammalia; Didelphimorphia; Didelphidae. The annotation marks the transcript as partial. The transcript has 2 exons. The record is from RefSeq and is a predicted model, not a curated record. Gene Ontology annotation, molecular function: protein binding.